Molecule: messenger RNA, 1718 nt
Organism: Fomitiporia mediterranea MF3/22
Lineage: Eukaryota; Fungi; Basidiomycota; Agaricomycetes; Hymenochaetales; Hymenochaetaceae
Product: ras-domain-containing protein
Exons: 3
Coding region: 8-1447 (479 amino acids)
Biological process (GO): regulation of vacuole fusion, non-autophagic
Cellular component (GO): phagocytic vesicle; vacuole; late endosome
Molecular function (GO): GTP binding; GTPase activity
Source: RefSeq, a predicted model, not a curated record
AAGCAAGAUGCGAACGAUAAAGCUGGUCAUAAUAGGCGACUCCGGUGUCGGAAAGACGAGUCUCAGGAACCAGUACAUAAUGGGUCGCUUCUCGACUGGAUACCGCGCAACGAUAGGAACGGACUUUAUCACUAAGACGGUGCCGCAUUACCUGAAUCCGGAAGAGUCUGUUACGUUGCAGAUAUGGGAUACGGCUGGCCAAGAACGAUUUUCAAGCCUGUCAACUGCAUUCUUCCGUGGAGCAGAUGCUGCAUUGCUCAUGUUUGACGUGAAUCGGCCCGAGACGCUCUCUGCGUUGACAAAGUGGUGGGAUAGUUUUAAAGCGCAUGCUCCUGUACCGGAUGAGGAGGCAGAGGAUUUCUGCUGUGUCGUUGUUGGAAAUAAGAUUGACCUUGUGGCGGAUGCAGAUACCGAACCUGUACCAAACGGGAAUGCGAGUGGACAAAAGCAUACUCGCGUCUCGGAAGCCGAGGCAGAGAGAUUCCUUGAAGAGCUUGUACCCAGAACGUCAACCUUGGAUGAAGAGGGAGAAUACGAGUAUGAUUACGAUGAUCCAUUCGUAGAGGGUCUAGAACAAGACCAGAGCAGACGCACCACGGGAUUUUUCAUGCGGCGUUCAUUAUCUGGGUUCUCUCUUCAUUCCGUCACGAAUUCGACGUCGCAACCCGACAAUGCUGAUAAAACUGAUGAUAAUGACACCGAAUCUCCGCCACGGAUACCGUCAGAAUCAAUCGCUAUCCAACCGGGUAGCAGCAAUUACCUACAUUCCCUACGCAAAGGGCCUCUGAAGUCCCUUUCCUCGGAUCGUUCGUUAGGCGGGACAAUGACGACGACACAUACCACGCAAACAAUAUACCAUACACCUUCAUCCUCGCUCUUUGAUGCAUACGAAUCAGCACCAUCCUCUCCCUUGCAAUCCAAUCACAAUGACCUUCCACCAUCUCCCGACUCAGCAUCGUCAAGUAAACCCGCCACACCGGCUAAACGUGGUCCUCGACGCAUGACCUCUAUGUCGUCCUCGUCCUCUGCUCCGACUAUUACUCCAAGUCUCUUUAUGCGCACUCAAGCUUCUUCAUCAACCUCUGCAGCCGCUACCCCACCCACGCCUAUCGAAACCUCAUCCUCCGAUUUCCCCUUUGCAUCUGUGACUGCCGGGCGCUCACGCCGUCGUAGUUCGCCACUUCCUCCCCGUCCCGAGCGACGCCCGAGGUUAUUUCUUACGUCUGCAAAGACCGGUACAGGUGUCACACCCGUAUUCGAAUAUAUUGCACGACGCGUAUGUAUGCAAUGGGUGUAUACCGAGGCUCUCGAAGCGCGUGCGCUGAAUGGACGGGAGACGUCGGCCGCGGCGGACACCUUGCGAUUAGGCCUAUCCGGACCAGCCUCGGAAAGUCGACUGGCGGUGUUUAAGGAGCGAUUUAGUGGGUCCUCAUGUUGUGGGUCGUAGUCUUCAUUGAGUCUUGAUCCUAUCCUGUACGGAAUACGGACUAUAUGCGAGGGAUACGGCGUCUGUCGGGGUAUGUGAGUUUCGGAGUCAGAGUCGACUCUUUAUACCUUUUUGCAAAUUGUACUGCUGCUCCGCAUGGCUUUCCGUCCAUCAGGAGUGCAUUCACCGGUUUCUCCGCUCCACUUUAUAUUAUAUUUAUGAUCUUUUAUGCACGCACAAGGUUUUAUUAUCAGUCAGACUUUUCAUUAUUUCUUGAUUUAUGAUGAACUGC